AUGCCUCUGCGAAGAAUGGAGAUAAAUUACAAGAACGCCAUCGAAAUCCUCAACAGCCGGCGACGUCUGAAGAGGCCCACACUAGCUAUUGCAAGUGAUGCACAAGUGCCAGCCCCAUUACCAGAAUCAGGCCAUAUUCCCGAUGGUAAGGGAAAGACCAAUUUGAGAGGGACUGCAAGCAUAGUUGGAAUGAGACAAUGGCUUCACCAAAUUGGUCACUCAACUACUGAUAUUGACAACCUCAAUAUCAUACAUGUCGCAGGAACAAAGGGCAAAGGAAGCACGUGUGCAUUCAUUGAGUCCUUUCUCCGAGCUCACGGAGAAAGCACCAAUUUCCCACGCAAGACAGGCCUCUACACCUCGCCACAUCUCAUCUUCCCUGAAGAGAGGAUCCGAAUCAACUUCCAACCCAUCGCCAGGGACCUCUUCGCCCAGUAUUUCUUCCAAGUGUGGAACGCUUUGACAACAGAUGACAAUGGCAGCAGCAGCGAAUGUUCACAAACCCUACCUCGUUACCUUCAGCUGAUUGCACUCGUUUCGUUUCAUGCCUUCAUCAAAGAAGGGGUCGACGCAGCCAUUUUUGAGACUCAUCACGGCGGCGAAUAUGAUGCCACCAACGUGAUUGAGCAUCCUGUCGCGACCGUCAUCACGCCACUUGGAAUGGAUCACAUUAAUCAGCUGGGACCUAAUAUUGGGAACAUUGCUUGGCACAAAGCAGGAAUCUUCAAGCACGGGUCAAUUGCACUGUCAUCUCCCCAGGAGCCUUUCGUUGCUGGGGAGGUUCUUCGAAACCGCGCGUUUGAGAAAGGCGUCAAAGUUCACUUCGUCGAGAACGACCCGUGCCUCCCCGAAGACGUACCUCAGUUACGACCAGAUGUCCAGCGUAUGAAUUCGUCUGUUGCAUUGAGUGCAGUUCGCCAGUUUCUGCAGGAAAAUGCCCCGAAGGGAACUGCCCAAGUUUCAUGCUCUGACAUCCUGCGGGGCAUAGGCCAAUUCUCUUGGCCAGGAAGGUUCCAGUUACUUGUCCAGGGGUCAUUCAAGUGGUUUCUCGACAGUGCACACAACGAAAUGAGCGUCGACAAGGCCGCUGAAUGGUUUAUCCAGGGCUCAAAUGGACAAAGUGCGCCUACAACGCGUAUCUUAAUUUUCAGUCAAGUGUCGAAGCAGAGGGAUACAGCUGUCGUUCUAGAACGACUGGCCACUGCCCUCAGUACAGUUGACAUCCAUCAUGUCAUCUUAACUCUGUACGACCCACGACAAGAUUUAGAAGCAGAAUCAGAUGUUGUGGUAACCGAAGCAGAUGUCACAGCACAGAGAGAGUUUGUGAAACGUAUCAGGCUUAUCCAUCUUCAGCCAGGGGGGAUAGACAGCCCAUCUACGACGUCAUCGAUCCAGGAGAAUUUGGGCGUGCACCGACUACCGGUGGCAUGUACCAUCUCCCAUGUGUCCCUACACCAGCCACCUCCUUAUUCCGCGCUUUCUUACACUUGGGGAGAUACAAGCCAAAAGAGCCGCAUCCUCAUCGACGGGACUUCUUUCAACAUCACCAAAAGUCUCGAAAACGCGCUGAUCCAUUUAAGACGAAAAGAUCUGCCGCUAACACUUUGGAUCGACGCUCUAUGCAUCGAUCAGGACGACGAAGUGGAAAAAACAGAGCAAGUACAACAGAUGCAUCAGAUCUACUCGCAAGCUUCGUCUGUUAUAACCUGGUUAGGUCCAGCCUCAGCAACUAGCGAUGCCGCCAUGCUUUGGAUCGAGCGUUACGGUUCCCUCUCCAGUAGCUUCGGCAUUGGAACAAAGCCAGAGUUACAACUCCGCCAACUCCUAGAAACAUUCGAGUCCAAUCCUGGUAGACUGCCUCAUCGGGAUCUCAAAGCAUUUCUCCAAGAUAUUUCUCUUCAUCUGUCGUUGGGACCUUGUGGCACCAACAGCGACAACGACAACGACAGCAUCGCCGUCGCUCUGUAUGAACUGUUCACACGGGCGUAUUGGAGCCGUGUUUGGGUAGUCCAAGAAUUGGCAUAUGGCAAACGUGUACAGUUUGUCUGUGGGAAAAUGGCCGUAUCCGAAGAGUUCCUUCAUCACGCCCUCAGGCUCUUGAGAAACUUUGCACAUUACGAGCGUAUUAAACUAGGCCAAAAUCCGCAAGCGACCAAUUCAAAACUUGCAUCUAGCGCCCUCGACCUGCGUAACCCUGUCAAUAUCCUCAAAAUCCGAAGAGCUGCCGGACCUUUCCCCUUGAUAUACCUGCUUCGGACCCUCCGCAACUUCCAAGCAACGGAUCCUCGCGACAAGGUUUUUGCCCUCUUGAGUUUCGCUACAGAUGCACCAGCCUUAGGUAUCAAACCGGACUAUCAGAAAUCGUAUGAGGAGGUCUAUCUCGAAACAACAAUGUCCCUCAUCGGCGGAUGUUUCUUGGACAUCCUGUCGCUUUGCCGAGUACACAACAACAUUCCGGAACUGCCAUCUUGGGUUCCCGACUUCACUAGCGUGGGCCAGAGAAUUCCUCUCCAGCAAAGAGCAAUGAACCGAAAGUCAUUUCCUAUCGCGACCGUCCUACAACCCAAAUUCAGCGCUUCCGGAGAUAUUCCAAAGACAGCUGUUUCAUGCGAGUUGACCCAAACAUCUCCUACAUCUCUUCUACUACUUGCCAAGCUCGUGGAUAGAGUGGCAUGUGUGGGGACUACUUGGGACCAGAAAGCUUUCGGAAAGUGGUUUCAGGAGCUAAAGCAAUUCUGGGAUUCCGAUUCAGUCACCUUCGAGGCUGGCCACCUGAAGGCUGUGUGGCGCACUGCAGUAGCGGAUCAGGAGAUUAGACAGGGAGACCAGAAGCCUCGACUGUCUGAAAAUGAACUUGAUAGAGUACACAACAUAUUGAAGGGUCUGGAUUUGAGCGCUGCCGACGAACAUACUUUUGUUGAGAUGGGACUUGGGAAUUAUGUCUAUCAAUUACAGGACAUUGCGUAUGGGAGACGGCCAUUUCGCACAGCAAAGGGCCAUAUCGGGAUUGGACCGAGCGAAAUGGCAACAGGAGAUCUGCUUUACAUACUCAUUGGGGCAGAUGUUCCAUACAUACUUCGUCCAGACAUCAUUGGUAAAGUACGACUUAUUGGAGAGUCUUAUGUCCAUGGUAUCAUGGACGGAGAAGCUAUGGAAGAGGAUCCGCCCAUUGACGCAAUCGAUAUGUGUUGA
Molecule: messenger RNA, 3192 nt
Organism: Fusarium pseudograminearum CS3096
Lineage: Eukaryota; Fungi; Ascomycota; Sordariomycetes; Hypocreales; Nectriaceae
Exons: 6
Coding region: 1-3192 (1063 amino acids)
Biological process (GO): folic acid-containing compound biosynthetic process
Molecular function (GO): tetrahydrofolylpolyglutamate synthase activity; ATP binding
Source: RefSeq, a predicted model, not a curated record